Molecule: messenger RNA, 1878 nt
Organism: Etheostoma cragini (Arkansas darter)
Lineage: Eukaryota; Metazoa; Chordata; Actinopteri; Perciformes; Percidae
Gene: rgp1
Product: GP1 homolog, RAB6A GEF complex partner 1
Exons: 10
Coding region: 279-1439 (386 amino acids)
Biological process (GO): retrograde transport, endosome to Golgi
Cellular component (GO): Ric1-Rgp1 guanyl-nucleotide exchange factor complex; Golgi membrane
Source: RefSeq, a predicted model, not a curated record
GGAUGUUAAGCAGAAUACUUAAGAAAUUAUGUGUUUUCCUGAUACUAAUCUUUGUGAGCUUUGUUUUCCUUGUUCCUGGUUCGUGAUUGGUCGAACAACAGCGGAUAUAGAACAUCUGUUUACUGUAGCUGGGAUGCUAGCUAACUAACCAGAUACGCAAUGUCUAGUUCUUCGGGAAACGCAGUCACAUUUUGUAUCGUUUUCUUCUAGAAGUAAAUGUAGGUCCGCCUUGGGUUAAGACAGCGUAAUUGUCUUUCCGUAGUAACGUUGAGGCCAAGAUGAUCGAGGUGGUGGCCUCCAUGGCCAGAGGCCCCGUGUUUCUCGCCGGGGAGCUCAUGGAGUGUCUCAUAACAUUCACCAACCCGAUUUCCCACCUCUCCACUUCUGCCACCAGUGAGAUGCUUGCAUGGGCCAGUGCCCAGAUCCACUGCCAGUUUCAUGCUAGUGAAAGCAGAGUGGCCCUGCCGGCCCAGGGCAACAAACAGGAUGUCCAGGCUGAGAGCAACACAGUGCUUAUUCCAAGCAGAGGAGAGCGAGGUCAGUGUGUGCUGGACACACCACCUAAGAUAUUAUUCUGUGACCUGCGCCUGGACCCUGGGGAGAGCAAAACCUAUUCAUACAGUGAGAUUGUACCCAUAGAUGGUCCUCCUAGUUUCCGUGGUCAGGCGGUGAAGUACGUCUACAAACUGACCAUUGGCUGCCAGAGAGUCAACUCUCCUAUCAAACUACUCCGAGUUCCCUUCAGAGUGCUGGUUCUGCAAGGCAUGCCGGAGCCUCUAUUUCCACAGGAUGAGGAGGUUUCCCCCUCCAAUCCGUUCCUAGAGGAAGAGGAAGCGAGCCGCAGGGAUGCUCGGCCCCUAGAGAGAGCACUAGACAUGCUGAUGGUCACCACUUCGAGACGCUGUCCCCACAUGUUUAAUAUCACCAAUAUGCGUGGGAAAGUGGCAAAGUUCUGCAUCUUCAAGACUGUUUACAGACUUGGGGAGGACAUUAUCGGCACAUUCAACUUCUCAGAGGGAGACAUUCCUUGCUUGCAGUAUUCAGUGAGCCUUCAGAAUGAGGAGGAGAUCCAGCAGCAGUACCAGCGGCGCCCCGGACAGGUCAUCAGUGUUACUGGACACGGGCGACACAUGGAGUCGUGCCUUCACACCGCCUCCAGCCACUUCUCUCUCCCCAUCCCCCUCAACGUCACGCCGGGUUUCAGCACAGACAUAGUGAUGCUGAGAUGGCGCCUUCACUUUGAAUUCGUCACUGCCCGGGAGCCUAUGGAACCGCCCACAGUUCUGCAGAACCAAUCUGAGGUCACAGUUUGGGCCGGGGCGGAGCAUGUUGACGUGGAUACCUUCAGCUGGGAUCUGCCCAUCAAAAUCCUGCCCACCAACCCUGCAUUGGCAUCUUACAUGUCCCACUUUUCAGGGGCCAACAGCAUUACUAUUUGAGAGUGUGUGUGUGUGUGUUUUACAGAGAGAAACAGUACUUUUAGCACAAAGGUGCACAUUAUAGGAACAAAGGAGCAUUAUUAUUUCGUUGCUUGCAUCGUAUAAGCGGAGCUAGGAAUUAGUUCCCUAUGUAUAUUAUGCAACCUAUAUUUUUCUUUUUCAUGUGCAUGUCACAGGGCAUCUUAACUUUAAAUACAUAUUUCUUUUUAGACUUCAUGAUGUGGAACUAUCUCUAUGGUUGCUGUGCAUUUCUGUAUUUAUUUAAUUUUUGAUUCCUUUGCUGUGUGUGUGUGCUUGUGUCUGUCAUCUUAUGAAGAAACUUUUUCAUAUUCAAAAUAUUUUUGAAGUUUAACUUGUUCUUUCUUCUUGAGCAAAGACUGUAUUGAGAUGUAAAUACUAGAAGAUAAAAACAUAAUAAAAGUGUCAUAUAAAUUUGAUA